UUAUUGUUGUUACCUCCAGGGAUUCAGCCAUGCAGUUCUCUAUUCUGUUCUUUGUGCUGAUAUUGGCGUGCAUGUGCCCAAGCCUGGCUCAAGGUUCCUAUGAGAACUGCUGCCUGAAAUAUGUUACUGGUGUCAAAAAGUCGACCAAAAGAAGGGUUGAGAAGUAUAGGGUUCAGGAAACAGAUGGAGGAUGUAACAUUCCAGCUGUGGUAUUCACUCUAAAGAACAAAAAGUCUUUCUGUGCAAAUCCUGAACAAACUUGGGUGAAACAACUGAUCACUGAAGUUAAAGACAGGAAAAAUAAAAAGAUGAAAAACACGCAGAGCAAGAUGUAACUGAGACCCCAUAGCGGAGCUUGAUUUGGCAGUCUACUGAAGGCCGAAUCUUUCUAGACGAUCGGUACUAGAGUGUUAUCACCCAGGGAUUUGUCAAGAUAAAAUUCAAUCCCAAAAUCUGCAUUACUGUGAAAUUCUGCUUAUGUUGAUAUAUGGCUUGUCACAAUCAGUUCAGUUUAUCUGUUAGUGUAACCACAUGCCCGAAGGUGUCACUGAUUCAUGGUAGGUUAAGUUUUCAGUGAAUGUGUCAAAUAAAAAUAAUAAAAAAAAAUACAUUUAAUCCUGAUGUAGCCUACUUUUAACACUGUUAUCAAACUGUGAAUAUUUGAAUGUUUUGAAUGUGAUCUUUCUGUCUAACUGAAUAAUUUUGAUAAGAAAAAAGAACACAACAGUGGCCAUAUUUUUGUAUUGUUUUGUAUCUUUUCAAUAAAAGAACAGAAAUCUA
This is a messenger RNA of Alosa alosa (allis shad), 780 nucleotides long. It is a transcript of the gene ccl25b, whose product is annotated as chemokine (C-C motif) ligand 25b. The record is from RefSeq and is a predicted model, not a curated record. The coding region runs from base 30 to 335 and encodes 101 amino acids. Gene Ontology annotation, molecular function: CCR chemokine receptor binding; chemokine activity. NCBI's taxonomy places the organism in Eukaryota, Metazoa, Chordata, Actinopteri, Clupeiformes, Clupeidae. Gene Ontology annotation, cellular component: extracellular region. The transcript is spliced from 5 exons. Gene Ontology annotation, biological process: chemokine-mediated signaling pathway; cellular response to type II interferon; cellular response to tumor necrosis factor.